Messenger RNA from Closterium sp. NIES-65, 3777 nucleotides. NCBI's taxonomy places the organism in Eukaryota, Viridiplantae, Streptophyta, Zygnematophyceae, Desmidiales, Closteriaceae. The record is from the annotation of a GenBank genome assembly.
AUGGCGUCAACCGCAGAUGACGCCGUGAUUGACGUUGAGGAGGACGAGGAAGAGGAGGAAUUACCGUUUCGUUGGGGCGAUCCGGCUCCCGGCCCGAGUCGCGGCGGCAAGCGGUUUUACCUGUGGUUCGAGCAGGGAGGGGAGCGGUUCGACAUUUACGACUGCGUGUACUGCCAGGCAGAAGAGGGGAUGGACCCGUACGUGGGGAAGAUCGUGCGCAUGUACGAGCUCCCCCCCAGCCGCCGCGGAAAGCGCAACAGCAUCGGCGGAAAGCCAGGCGAGCGCAAGGUGGACAUCCGCUGGUUCUUCCGCGCGGCUGACGUGCAGGCGGAGGGCGGGGAGCUCCCAAGGGACGUGCGCCCCAACGAGGUGUUUCUGGCCGUUCCCGAGGGCACUCAAGGGGUGACUGACGCUAAUAAAGUGAAACUGGUUGCCAAACGGAUAGUGGUGGACUCCUGUGCUUGCAUAGUCUGCCUGUCUGCCGGCCAUCCCUUGCCUCCCCUCGGCCAUUUUCUCCACGCCUUCCCCCUUCUUGCCCCCCCUUUUCCGGUCCCCUUUUGGUCGGCCUGCCUUCUCUGGUCUAGCACAGAUAGUGAUAGUGGUGGACUCCCGGGCGCGCAUACUGUGCGUGUCUGCCAAUCUUCUCGUGCCUCCCCUCACCCACGCCCUCCCCGCUUCCCACGCAACCCUUUACCUAUCCACCACGCCCAUGUGCGAGCACAGAUAGUGGUGGACUCCCGGGCGCGCAUACUGUGCGUGUCUGCCAAUCUUCUCGUGCCUCCCCUCACCCACGCCCUCCCCGCUUCCCACGCAACCCUUUACCUAUCCACCACGCCCAUCACAGAUAGUGGUGGACUCCCGGGCGCGCAUACUGUGCGUGUCUGCCAAUCUUCUCGUGCCUCCCCUCACCCACGCCCUCCCCGCUUCCCACGCAACCCUUUACCUAUCCACCACGCCCAUGUGCGAGCACAGAUAGUGGUGGACUCCCGGGCGCGCAUACUGUGCGUGUCUGCCAAUCUUCUCGUGCCUCCCCUCACCCACGCCCUCCCCGCUUCCCACGCAACCCUUUACCUAUCCACCACGCCCAUCACAGAUAGUGGUGGACUCCCGGGCGCGCAUACUGUGCGUGUCUGCCAAUCUUCUCGUGCCUCCCCUCACCCACGCCCUCCCCGCUUCCCACGCAACCCUUUACCUAUCCACCACGCCCAUGUGCGAGCACAGAUAGUGGUGGACUCCCGGGCGCGCAUACUGUGCGUGUCAAAGGACCCGCGCAAUCCACAGCCGAGCGCAGCGCAGGUGGAGGCAGCAGAGCUGGUGUUCUGCCGUGCGUGGGACAUGCAGCAGAAGCAGGUGCUGGAGGACCUUCAGGUGGCUAUUGACGACUUGGGCUCAGAGGAGGCGGUAUUUAACAAGCCGGCAUGGGUGCAGCAGCAGCCGACCAGUGGGGCGACAGCAGGAGAGGACAGAGCAGCAGGCGAGGAAGCAGGAGAGGACAGAGCAGCAGGCGAGGAAGCAGGAGAGGACAGAGCAGCAGGCGAGGAAGCAGGAGAGGACAGAGCAGCAGGCGAGGAAGCAGGAGAGGACAGAGCAGCAGGCGAGGAAGCAGGAGAGGACAGAGCAGCAGGCGAGGAAGCAGGAGAGGACAGAGCAGCAGGCGAGGAAGCAGGAGAGGACAGAGCAGCAGGCGAGGAAGCAGGAGAGGACAGAGCAGCAGGCGAGGAAGCAGGAGAGGACAGAGCAGCAGGCGAGGAAGCAGGAGGCGCGGUUACAGGAAAUGCUGUUGCAGUCGGAGAGGAGAAGGAUGGUGCUCUGAGAAACGAUGUGAAAGGGGAAGAAACGGGGACGGGGGAGGAGCAAAGGGUUGGGGAAAGCGGAGGAGGGGAACAGAAACGGCUAAGCAAGAGGAUGAAGGUAGAAGGGCAGGUGGGGGAAAAGGGCGGGAAGCAGAGCAAGGAGAAGAAGGCGGGGGACCCGUGGGAUCUGGAGGAGGAGGAGGAGGAGGAGGAGGAGGAAGUGGAGGAAGGGCAAGAGGAUGGGCAAGUGGACGAGGAGGAGGAGGGUGUAGAAGAGGAAGAGGAGGAGGGCGACGGGGAAGAGGAGGAAGAGAGGGGGGGAUUGAGAAAAGAAGGUUCAAAGGAAGGCUUAAAGGAAGCGCCCGCAAAGUCAAGUGCACUGAAACUGUUGACUGAGAAAUCGGCCCUGGCAGGGCAGGCAGGCACGGGCGGGCUCAGGCAGGGAUUGCCUCAAGGGCUGCAGCCUGCAGCAGCCCCUGAUGGGCCCGGGUCUCGAGCGAAAUUGCCCGUCCGCCCCUCCCAGAAGAAGCUCCCCCGGAUAACAUCUCCCCCUGGGGCUGUGACUGCUGGGCUGAGAGGAGGAGGGGUAGGUGGAGAGAGAGGAGGAGGUGGGGGAAAAGGGGGAGGGGGAGGGGGAAAGAAGAAGGUUGCUGGUGUGUUGUCAUUGGCCAAUGUUCCGGCCAAUAGGAGGAGUUUGUUUGAGAAGCUGCAAGGGAAGAAGAAGGGGCAGGGAGCAGGGAGGGUGGGUAAGGGAGAAGGGAUGAUGAGGGGAAGGGAGAGGAGUGCUGAGAGAGAAGGGAAGCUGCCAGAGGGACAAGAGGUGGUGCCGCUGGGGAGGAGGAUAGAGAAGGAGAGAAGGAAAGAGGCGAGGAUGAAAUUGGAGGAGAGGAGGAAAGAGGAGGGAGGGAAGCCUGUCAGUGAUGCAGAGCCAGGUGCUGCUGACAUGGCGCCGGCUGAGGUGGUGGAUUUAGAGAAGAGAGAAAGCAAGGGUGACGCGAUUGAAAGGGGAAUUGCUGGUGCGGGAAUGGAAGGGAAGAGCGGAACGGAGACUGCAGUGCCUAAGGAGAGCGUUGAUCGUGAGGGUUUGGAGGUGAAGUCAGAGAGCGAGAAAAGGGACGAGAGUGAGAAAAGGGACGAGAGUGAGGAGAAGAGUGAGAUAGAGAGUGACGGGGAGAGACCACUCGUUGACACACGUUUCUGUUGGCCGGUGCCUCUUGCUGCUCCUGCUUCUGCAUCUCCUGCUGCUGCCACUGCUGCCACCGCUGCCACCGCUGCCACUGCUGCCACAACCACUGCCACUACAACCGCUGCUGCUGCUGCUGCUGCUGCUGCUGCUGCCACCACCACUGCAGCUGCUGCGGCUGGGGCGAAGGCGAGGCAGGCAGAGAAGAGAGAGGCAGAUGGAUACCGGUGGAGCAGCAUCAUUGAGGGGGCGUUGGAGGAGCAGCGGGUGGUUCGGAUUGACAACAUCCCUCCCUGCACCUCGUCGCAGCAGCUGCACGAGGCGAUGCUUGAGCUCUUCACAGAUGUGGUGGCGGUGCGAGUACAGCCGGCCACCACGCCCAUUCCCCCCAUCGCCAUUCACGCCUUUGCCAUCUUCCGCACCGCUGCUGCCGCCGCUGCUGCUGUGCUCUUCCUCUCCGCCAAAUGCGUCGUGCCCUCCCACUCCUCCCGCCCUCUGAUUGGUCGCCUGCAGCGGCCACAAGCAGAGGCGCCAUCAGCAGUGGAUGCCCCCUCGGCCUCUCUCGUGUCGCACGGCCCGGGCUACUUCACCAUCCGCAACAAGCGUGGCGGCCCUGGACAGUACUCAGAUGAGAAGAAGAACGCCCUAACCACGUCGCACGUUGCACAACCCAACCAUGUUGAAUACGAGCUGGGGGUGGAGUGGAGGGUGGUGCAGCAGAGGGAGGUGCACAUGGUGAAGGCUUUACUGAAAGCCCACCAGGCAGAACUCAACAGCCUGAUGCUGAGCAACCGAGACUGA